This is a messenger RNA of Glycine soja, 1408 nucleotides long. RefSeq names its product zinc finger CCCH domain-containing protein 30-like. Gene Ontology annotation, molecular function: metal ion binding. The transcript is spliced from 4 exons. The record is from RefSeq and is a predicted model, not a curated record. Bases 128 to 1177 code for a protein of 349 amino acids. NCBI's taxonomy places the organism in Eukaryota, Viridiplantae, Streptophyta, Magnoliopsida, Fabales, Fabaceae.
ACUAGGGUUUUCAGACUCUAUAUUUAACCCCGUUUUUCUGCUGCGCUUCCAACACAAAGUAGAGAGAGUGAUCAUAAUCAAGUCUUCUGCGGCGCUUCCUCAUUUCAAUUUUCUCCUGUGAUUUAGCAUGGAUCGAUCAAAGAAUUCGAAGACAGUACGCUGGGCUCAAGAAUCUAGUCUUCGUGAGGUGCAUGUUUUCUCACCUGAUAAAGAUUGUUCUUCAAUGGUUGGCAAAAAAUGUCAAGAACAUCUUCAAGCAAAAUCAUCAUCAAUAUCGCCUUCAACUACGGAUGAUAAUAAUGAUUUACCACCUGGUUUUAGACCCAUUAUUGAUGUCUCUAGAAUUCCUCAAAUUAAAUGGAAAUGUCCUCCUUCGGUUGUUUUGAAUUCUGGGUGGCGUAUGGCAGCUGGUGAAGAAAGUACAGAGAAAGAUAAUCAGAAGCAAAGAGAACUGAAAAAGCUUGAAGCAGUUUAUCCUCGUGAUUCUCACAUUCCUGCUGAUCCUUUUGUUUCUUCGGAUGUGGAGAAUGAAUUAGGUUACGAUGAUAGCGACACUCCUCUGGUCCCUCUUGAGUCCGAAGAGGAUGUGGAGAAUGAAUUAGGUUACGAUGAUAGCGACAGUACUCCUCUGGUCCCUCUUGAGUCCAAAGAGGAUAUUGCUAUUUCAACAGUACCCCCGUCAAAUCUGGGGGAGGCAGAUGUUGCUACAGCUUUGGCUACUGUAAUGGCCAUCGUAAAACACAAUGAGGAACCAGGGAACUCCAUUAUUGAUGCGAAUUUCAUCCUUCGAUUGGCCAAUGACCCGAAAAUGUUGAAAGAAUUGACUGAUUCAAACAAUAAUAAUCCUGAAAAUGCAUCUCUCACUAUGCCUGCACCUCCUCAAAUUACAGCAACAGCACAAACAUCUCCACCACCUUCUCUGAAACGAGGAACAAAGCGAGCAAUACCAUCUGGGAGCGAAAGGAAAAGUUGCUCCGAACAGGCGUGGCCCUCUGGUGGUUCAGUGUCUUCGUCUCAACCACGUGUUGUGAAGAAAGAUGUGGAUUAUUAUAGGAACCAAGUAACAAAAAAUGACUCUGGCAAGGUUAAUAAACAAUGCAAAUUCUACAACACUUCGAAGGGUUGCCGCAAUGGCUCUCGUUGUCGCUUUCAGCAUACCUCAGUUUGGAAGAUGUGAAAUUAUUCUGAUGGUGGAGGCAUAUGGAGACUAAGAAAUGGGAAACUGUUUUUAUUUUAAUAUUUAUGUAGGGUUAAGUUUAAGUACCUGUGUUUUUCUUUCUAAUAUUGGGAAACCCCGAUAAAGUUUACCUUGAACCUUGAGUGGAUGCUUUGGUAAUUCUUAAUUUGACGGAAUCAAUGGUGGGAUUUAGAAAUUGGAGUUAGCUUUUUUAUAUUUCUAAAAUUUGAA